Molecule: messenger RNA, 3104 nt
Organism: Acyrthosiphon pisum (pea aphid)
Lineage: Eukaryota; Metazoa; Arthropoda; Insecta; Hemiptera; Aphididae
Product: facilitated trehalose transporter Tret1
Exons: 2
Coding region: 600-2042 (480 amino acids)
Biological process (GO): transmembrane transport
Cellular component (GO): membrane
Molecular function (GO): transmembrane transporter activity
Source: RefSeq, a predicted model, not a curated record
GAACGCUGACAUCAAUACGCGUAACGACGUGCCAUUACAAUAAAAUAUAAUAACGCAUACGACGAUGAAAUAAUUACUAUAAUACACCACCCGUGUAGUACACACGAGUGUAAUAUAGUGACACUUUAUUACAGGCAUCAUCAUCCGUCGUGUGCACAUCAGUACAUCACUAUACCUACAUACGUACCGUCGUUUCACGGCCACGCGCGCGCACACACACACAAACGCUAGCUCGAGCGCGCUCGCUCGUCUAUAUACACGUGACACAGACGCGUCGGGAGGCAAUCGCUUUUCAGUUCGUCUUCAGGCAGUGUCGCGCGUCCGUCCGUCCGCCCGCCCGCCCGCCGGAAAACCCGCCCGCCCGCACAUCCGUCAUCCGUGCCGCCGACUCCGAACGCACCCGCUGCAGAGAAUUGCGUCGAUCUCCCGUCGUUGGACAACCGUUGCGACCGAACCCGUAAGCAUUGGCGUCGUCCCGAACAUGUGACGCGGCCGCCGCCGACGCGGACGGUGCCGCACCAUCGCCGCCGCGGCCACCACCGGCCCAAACGUGCCGCAGAGCACCGCAGCUUCAGCCGUCGUCGCCCCGUCUUGCCGCUAUGAUCGGCGGGUUCUUCAACAAGCCCGUCGGCCGGCAGUACGUGGCCGCCUUCGUCGCGUCGCUGUCGGUAAUGAUGGCCGGCACGUCGUUGGGUUGGCCGUCACCGGUGCUGGCCAAGCUGUCCAACGGCGGGCUGACGAUGGCCGCCACCAACGAACAACAGUCGUGGAUGAUCGCCAUGCUGGAGCUGGGCAACUUGCUUUCGCCGAUACCGUUCGGGGUGCUCGUGGACGUGGUGGGACGGAAACCGUGUCUACUGCUCACGGGACCCCUAUACAUCGUCAGCUGGUUGAUGGUGAUGUGCAGCGACACGAUCGGCGUACUAUACUGGGUGCGGCUGCUGCAGGGCGCAUGCAUCGGAAUCAUCACCACGGUGGCGCCAAUCUACAUCGGUGAGAUAGCCGGCGACAGUAUCCGUGGCGCGCUCAGCACGUUCUUCAACGGCAUGCUCAACGCCGGCAUACUGUACGUGUACUGCGUCGGGCCGCUCGUGUCGUACGACGCACUCACGUAUUACUCGCUGUUGGUGCCCUGCGCAUUCCUUGGCACGUGUCUGUGGAUACCUGAGUCACCGUACUACUACGUGCUCCGGGACGACGACAAGAAGGCGCACGAGUCGGUGGCAUGGCUGCACGGUAACGCGGAACCGGACGUAGUGGUCCGCGAGCUGAUGCGCAUCAAGGCCGAGGCCAGAGACGAUCUCCAAGACAAGGGGUCGAUUCGUGACCUGUUCGGGUCUCGGUGCAGCCGGAAGGCGUUCUUAAUCGUCCAAAUCGUGGCCGCGGCCGACGUGCUGUCCGGCAUGACCACCGUACUGGCGUACGCGUCUUCCACAUUCGCGCACGCCGACACGGACAAGACGCUGUCCCCGGACCAGUUCACCAUGUUGCUGGGCGUGCUGAUAUUCUGCACCACGUUCGUCACUGGUUACCUGGUGGACAAGCUGGGCCGCCGGCCGCUGCUGCUGUUCUCGUGUUUCGGGUGCGGCGCGUUCGAGCUGGUCACUGGGCUGUACUACUACAAGCGGUGGGUCGGGUUCGAGUCGCUGGGCGCCUGGAUACCGUUCACGGCCAUCGGAUCAUUCGCCGUCAUCUAUAGCAUAGGGCUCGGGCCGCUGUUGCCCACGCUCCAGGGCGAGAUGUUCCCGUCCAACGUCCGCGGCCUGGCCAGCGCUAUCACGUCCGUCACGCUCACCGUCAUAUCGUUCGUCGGCCUCAAAAUGUACCAGGUCAUCACCGACCAAUGGGGCAUACACGUCAACUACUUCAUAUACGGCACAGGGUGCCUUAUGUCUUUCCUUUUGAUCUACCGGUUCCUGCCCGAGACCAAGGGCAAGACGUUUGCGCAGAUCCAGAACGAGAUCAUGAAAACUAUCGACGACCGGCCAUCCCGUGGCAAAACUCGCCGAAAGCCCAUCAACGCCAACACGACGGGAGUCUAGACCUGCGCACGCGUGGCAACGCGUCAUUGCAAGUGGUUGUUGCAGGCAGUCAUGCGAAUAAAAUAAUAAUUAUAAACGAAACGAUAUAGUAUUAUAAUGUUGUUUUCGUUUUCAUGUUUUUUUUAUUCUUUCCAUUUUAUUUCUGUAUAGUAUUAAACUAUUUAUACGUUUAUAUAUAAUUAUUAUUAUUUAUAUAGUUAGGUACGACUUUGGUAUAUAUUAUAAAAUAUAUAAAUAUAUAACGUUGCACUCGGCGAUUGAAAAAAUCCAUUCCGCAUUAUUAUGUAAUACUUGUAUAUAAUAAUAUAUACGUAAGCACAUCAAACGACCCCAGACGAUGGGACAAAGGUACGACGACCCUGACGGGAGGACAAGGGGGUGGUGAGAUUUUACGGCGAUGACGUGCGGUCGGUUUUCCUUUUUGACGUUUCGAACUAGAAUCUUCCACCAUAUCCACCACCACACGGUGAUCAAUAAGACACGUAACAUUACAAUGGGACCAAAAAGGGGCAGAAGGGUGCGUACCGCACUGCCAUACUUUUCGCUCACGUUUGAUUGACAGUUAUCCUCUAUUAUAUACACGUGAUCAGACACACGCGCGCACGCACACACUCGCGAAUACAUACAUAAUAAUAUAUAAACGUAUAUUUGAGUCCCGAAGAGGGAUAAAGUUGCGGAAAUUGCGUUAAGCUUCGUUUUGCUCCGAAAACAACGUGCACCGGAGACCCUAAUCAAUCAUAAAUGAUUUUAGUGACAUGUUCGGCGAAGGAGACUGUGUUCUGCCCGCCGCCACCGACACCGCCGAAAACCGAUCGAAAACAAUUUCCAUACGUCAAAACCGCUCGAACAAUGUUAAUUUAUGUAUAUUUUUAUACACCGAAUGUUAAAAUAAUAUAUUAGGUACCAAACAUCGCUGUACCGUAACAUAUUAUUAUAUUAUAUUAUGUACAUUUAUGUAUAACAUAUUGUAGUAGGUACUUUCUUAUAUUGUUUGUCUGUAUAUAUCUAUGAUGUCACGAGAUAUAAAUAAAUACAAAUAUAUAUAAAAUAAUGAUAACUAAA